UCAUUUCGUGCGGCAGCUCGGUCCUGAGGAGACGGGGCUCGGCAGCGGCCGAGCGGGGAGGAGGGAGGCACCGGCUGCGGCACCGAGGCAGGAAGCGGCGGCUGCUGGGGGGGUGGGGGGGAGGGGAAGAAGACAGAAAAAAAAAAAAAAGAAGAGGCAAAACAAGGCAGCGGCGAAGGCUUCGCGCGGAAGACCCGUCGCGGCUACCGAAGCGCCUUCCGACUCCCCGGAGCCGGUGUCGCUCUCGCCCGUCCUCCCCCCCAACCCCCGCCUUCUGUCGCUGUCGCCCGUGGAGCCUCCCCCCUCCUUCCACCUCCCGGCACAGCGUCCCCCCCGGCGAGCCUCCGGUGCCCGGCCGGUGUACAUGAGGGGGACGGCAGCCCGGCUGGAGCCCAGAAGACGCGCAGCAGGGGAAGGACUGUGCCGAGGAGCCGCCGCCGGACCCCGCGCCCCGGUUAGUCCCGCCGGGCCCCCCCUCCGCUGCGCCAGGCGGCCGAGACCCCGUCCCGUCACCCCCGGGCGAUUCGGGAGAACCGGUUAAACACCUUCCAUGGGGGAGAGAGGAGCCCGGCCCCCCGCCGCCUGCACCUUCCCCUCCCUGCCGGAGCCUGCGCCUCUCCUGAGGUAAAACAAACCCCUCCUGCCUUCCCCGACUCUUGCGAGGGAGGGGGGGACACCGCGGGGGGCACCCCAGAGACACCCGGGGCCUGGCGAGCCCGGCCCGGCCCGGCCCUGCCCCGCUGGACAACGCGUCCCCGCGGAGGAAAAAACACCCCCGGACGGAUCCAGCCCCGGGGGAACCCACGGAUCGCGGUGGAAGGAGGUGAGAGCCCCGCACCGCAAACCGCCCUCCCGGCAGCAGCGAGAGCAAGAAAAAAAACAACCUCCUUCCCCUUCCUCCUGCACAACUCGCCGUCCCCUCCCUUCCCUUUUCCCGAACGCUGUGGUGUUUUUUUCUGAGAUGAAAAUCUUCCUCUUCAGACAGCCGGGACUCGUAUGAAGGGACACGCGAAUAUUGGAUCGUAAAUAAGAAGCGAGUCUGGCGAGCUCAGAAACCCAGCCCAAAAGGAGCAGCAUCAAGAAUCCACCCUUCUGCACAACUCACUCCCCACCCAGCACACAUAGAAUACUAAUUUCCUGAGAUAAGAUCUUACCCCUUUAAACAACCACACACGCGCAUACACACACACACAGUGUAUAUUAUUACUAAAUAUAAUAGGUUAAAACUAAUAGAACGGGAAAAAGCUUCUUCUGUAACUCACCCCCUGCUUUUCACCUGAGUGCUGAGAUACGUUUUUCCCUUACCCACAGCAAAGACUCUUUUUGAACAGGACACAAAUAUAUAUUAGAUUAUAGAGAUGUAUUAAAUUAUUCCAGAUUUAAAUCUAUUUUUUGCUGCCAAGGGGUUGGGGGACCAGACAUCAUUGUAUAUUUUUUUUUUUGCUUCCCUCUUAACUCAUUUAUGGGCGAGUCGAGGCUGCUGAGGAGGAAAAAAACAGGAUAGUUAGAGUCUCUUUAUCCUUAUUCCUCAGAAGCUUUUUCUCUCAUUGCAGUGCAUUUCCUUUAGAAAAAGGAAACCUCUUAUUUUGUGAACCAAAGAUUUAUUUUUCCCUUCCUCCUGGCCAAAGGAAGGAAACGGACACAAAUUGACACGUUUUAAUAGUUGAAGAGAUCUGUCUUGUGCAAAAAAAAAAACCCAAACAUCUUUAUCCAAAUCUGAAAUAAAUACUGUGGAGGGAGAAACUGGAAUAUCUAGCUAAAAACCGGAUACUUACAAAUCUCACCUCAGAAGAGGACGAGAUAAACACUAAACAUCAACUUGUUCUAACAGGGAGGAUUCAAACCCUAAAUAUAAUAAAUGGGGGAUUACGGGUUUGGAGUGUUAGUGCAAAACAACACUGGAAAUAAGUCAGCUUUUCCAGUCAGAUUUCAUCCCCAUCUGCAGCCUCCACACCAUCAUCAAAAUGCAGCCCCCAGCCCUGCUGCUUUUAUAAAUAAUAACACAGCUGCCAAUGGCAGUAGUGCUGGGUCAGCUUGGCUCUUUCCUGCUCCAGCUGCCCAUAAUAUUCAGGAUGAGAUUCUGGGGUCAGAAAAAUCUAAAACUCAGCAACAGGAAAAGCAGGAGUCCCUAGAAAAACAGCAGCUUUCCCCUGGCCAAAGUCAGGAAGCAGGCAUGCUCUCUGAACCUGAGAAAACUAAAACUGAGGAAAAUCAGGGCGAUAGUUCUUCAGAGAACGGCAAUGGAAAAGAGAAAAUACGAAUCGAAUCGCCGGUGUUGACAGGAUUUGAUUAUCAAGAGGCUUCGGGGCUGGGUACUUCGACACAGCCCUUGACAUCCACUGCAUCUUCUCUGACUGGUUUUAGCAACUGGUCUGCAGCUAUAGCUCCUUCUUCUUCUACAAUAAUCAAUGAAGAUGCAAGUUUUUUUCACCAGGGAGGGGUCCCUGCUGCCUCGGCUAAUAAUGGUGCUCUGCUGUUUCAGAAUUUCCCACAUCACGUCAGCCCUGGCUUUGGUGGUAGCUUUUCCCCCCAGAUCGGACCCCUUUCUCAGCACCACCCUCAUCACCCCCAUUUUCAGCAUCACCACAAUCAGCAUCAGCAACAGAGGAGGUCUCCUGCAAGUCCUCACCCGCCUCCCUUUGCACAUAGAAAUGCUGCUUUUAAUCAAUUGCCUCAUUUGGCUAAUAAUCUUAACAAGCCACCUUCUCCGUGGAGCAGCUACCAAAGUCCAUCGCCGACCCCCUCUUCGUGGAGCCCCGGUGGCGGUGGAUACGGUGGGUGGGGGGGGUCCCAAGGCCGAGACCACCGCAGGGGACUGAAUGGAGGGAUCACGCCCCUCAACUCCAUCUCGCCCUUAAAGAAGAAUUUUGCAAGCAAUCAUAUCCAGCUGCAGAAAUAUGCUCGACCCAGCUCAGCCUUCGCUCCGAAAUCGUGGAUGGAAGACAGUCUGAAUAGAGCUGACAACAUUUUUCCUUUUCAGGAUCGCACACGGACUUUUGACAUGCACUCGCUGGAGAACUCACUAAUUGACAUCAUGAGAGCUGAAAAUGAUUCACUGAAAGGUCAGUCCUCGCUGUUUCCAAUGGAAGACGGGUUCCUGGACGAUGGUCGUGGGGAUCAGACUCUUCACAGUGGUUUGGGAUCCCCUCACUGCUUCUCCCACCAGAACGGAGAGCGCGUGGAACGGUAUUCCCGCAAAGUCUUUGUGGGCGGCCUGCCCCCAGAUAUUGAUGAAGAUGAGAUCACUGCUAGUUUCCGGCGCUUUGGGCCUUUGAUUGUGGACUGGCCACACAAGGCAGAGAGCAAAUCUUAUUUUCCUCCUAAAGGAUAUGCAUUUUUGCUGUUCCAAGAUGAAAGCUCUGUGCAGGCACUGAUUGAUGCGUGUAUUGAAGAAGAUGGAAAGCUCUAUCUUUGUGUUUCCAGCCCCACUAUCAAAGACAAACCGGUUCAGAUCCGGCCUUGGAACCUCAGCGAUAGUGAUUUUGUUAUGGAUGGUUCACAGCCUCUUGACCCACGGAAAACCAUUUUUGUUGGCGGUGUUCCUCGGCCCUUGCGAGCAGUGGAGCUGGCAAUGAUAAUGGAUCGGCUGUACGGAGGGGUGUGCUACGCUGGAAUCGACACGGACCCUGAGCUCAAGUACCCAAAAGGAGCUGGGCGGGUUGCGUUUUCUAAUCAACAGAGUUACAUAGCUGCUAUCAGCGCUCGCUUUGUUCAGCUGCAGCACGGAGAGAUAGAUAAACGGGUGGAAGUUAAGCCAUAUGUCCUGGACGAUCAGCUUUGUGACGAAUGUCAGGGGGCCCGUUGCGGUGGAAAGUUCGCUCCGUUUUUCUGUGCUAACGUUACCUGUCUGCAGUAUUACUGUGAAUAUUGCUGGGCUGCUAUCCACUCGCGCGCCGGCAGGGAAUUCCACAAGCCCCUGGUGAAGGAGGGAGGAGAUCGCCCGAGACAUAUUUCAUUCCGCUGGAACUGAUGGAUCGCUGCAGUGCUCAGACGCAGGCAAACUCCGAUUAAGUGCACUCUUCUGUUAUCCUGAUUGUCCCUACCCCGCCCCACCUUUUCUCUUACUCAAGAUAGCAUGUCCUUUUGUAGUAGUCUGUAAUUUAACAAUAGUAUAAUGAAAGAACGACCUAUAAUAUGGGUAUUUUGUAGAAUCUUGUCAUUGAAAACUGUAUUGGGAACUCCUUUUCGUAUCGAUAACACGUUGCGAGUUGCAUUCUCUUGUCUUUCCUACCGAGAGAACACUUAAUUUCAUGCAACAUUUUCUUAGAGGAGAGAAAAAUAUUGAGAAAAGAGAAUUGAAACAAUAGAGUAUUUUGGUUUUUUAAUUAAAUUAUUGUUAAUAAAGAACGUAAGAAUACUUUUAUUAAAAUAACUGUGUAACAAUAACACUAUCAGUCUGUUCUGACACUUUUCCCCCACGGAAGCCUGGUUUUGCCUCUCUUUUUGUUUUGCCUUUGGAUUUUUGCAGCAACAGAUGAAGUUAGCAUUUACUUACCACCAGGAAAGAGCAUGUUUAAAGCAACAAAAAUGCAUGAGCAAAGUUGAAGCAGCUUUAUAAUAAUGAUCUCUUUUUUAAGAAUCUGUUAAGGGUUUUGAGGCUGAAAUUUUAGCUCGGUGUGUACCUGACCGUGCCUGUGACUACCACUCACACCCAAUUACUGAUGAGAUAGGCAGAGCUUACUAUAUUUUCAUCAAAAUGAUUACAUUUUAAGAAUUGCUGAAUGUAAAAGUUGAGUAAAGCUACUACUGAGGGGGGAGUGCAGUUGUUUUUUUUCUUUAAAAGAAAUCAAUUGUGUGAUUACAGCCCUAGAAAUCCUACCAAAGCUAGAGUAAUGACAACUAGUUCACUGGCAUUUCCUCUCUUGAAGGAUAAAUAUAUAGAUUUUAUUUUUGAUGGCUAUAUAUAACUCUAUAUCCUAAUAUACUAACAUUCAUCAGGGGCCAGCCUUUGCUCUCCAUUUUGACGUAGAAAACCUAAAGAUACCUCAAGGAUAUCGCUGAUUUUUACUCAAGUUUUGAUAUUGCAUUGUGUCACACAACCUAAAAUUGGCUGCUUGUUUCUUUCCCGUCUUGGAUGCAAAGUUAGUGCUAAAUACUCUCGAAAUUUAGUUGUAAGAGAAGGCAUGAGCCGGAGUAGUUUCCACAUCUUGUUUUGCACUGUUUUCUGAAUUUGUGCAAGUGCUUAUGCCUUUCGUACUCUUCCUGUAGACAGGAUCCCAGCUAAGAAUCCACCUCUUCAGAACUUCAAACGGGGAGAUAAACACAGGUAUUUGAAGUGCCAACAGUGCUAGGUUAAUGCCCGCUUUACUAUCCGUACGUUCUACCUUGAGAAGCAUUAACGCAGCGCAUGUUAACGGAGCGAUAAACCAGAGCCGGGUGCAGGGCUUUAGUUGGAAAUAGUUGACUGAAGGGGUCGUUCUGAGCGUGGUGUUGCUUCCUCUCCACCCAGUGCCCCGGCCAGCUGCUCCGGUGCUCGUUUAGCAGUGUCCAAACGCCCCCGUUCAGUGGCAGUGUUCCGAACCGCGCUCGCAGCCCGGACCCCAAACCAAAGACUUGCCUCGGACCUGCUUGGGAACCUCCUGCCCCCCAACAGCCUCGGGCGGCCCCUCGUCCCCUUCCCACGUUAUUAUCUGUAUGAGAAGCAGUUUUGAUUUUCAAUACAGGCUUUAAUGAACUAUACCUUAAAGUUCCAAAGGUCAAAAUGGAGACAUUUGCUGUCUUACUAGUCAAGUAUAGAAAGGGAGCUGCUUUUACUGAAAUCCCUGAAAAUAUUGACAACAGUAAUGCAAAUGCAGAGUGCUCUUGUGUAGAUUGUCAGGGACUUUUUUUUCUCUGAAGUACAUAAUUCUAGUCGGAAUGUUCCUUUAGUUAUUUAACGCUUGUUGGUGGCUUGGGGUGUGAUUGUGCCGAUCCUACCCGGUGAACAGGUGAGAUGGGUUCACGUGACAAGAAAUAACACUGUUUGAGAACUAGCUUUGAAUAAUAAUUUUCCCUUUGUACAUGACCUGCUGAAUUUCGGUACAGUGUUUUUGUAGCUAACUUAUUUUGUCAUGCACAUAAUGUAUAUUUGUUAUGCACUACUUUUGUAUAUCUUGUUUUUCCAACAGUGAGCAUUUUUAGGCACACUUUUCACUGACGGGAUAUCUCUUUAUGCAAUACCUCAAUUUUUCAUAUUGCAAAGAGUAGCUUUUUGUACUUUUAUUACUGAGAGAUCUUCAUAUACUUCAUUUUUUAAUAUAAAUAAUUUUAAUAAAUUUUAUUUUCUUAUAUUCUGCUUUUUAUACAUUUCAGUGCUCUGCAUACAUUUUGAAUUAUGGAUGUUGUGCACUGGCAAUGCUAUUUUAGAAUCUGCAGAGAAAAGAAAGCAUGUUGCUUAAACAUCUUAGCCCAGCACCAGGUAUUUGGUGUACAUAUAAUUUAAGAAAUAGUAUAUGUAAAGUUGAGAAUUAAAGAAGAAAAGCAUGGAAGUGACAAACGACGCCGUCUUUAGACCCAUGAAGUUUAAAUGCGUAAAUAGAGUGUAGAAAUUUACGAGAGAAGAAACAUCGAAAUUGUCUACCGCUUCUUACCGAGUUUUUAAAAAUGAUACACAAACGCAGACGUUUUUGGUGAAUGUUUAGCCAUUUUUAAUAUUAAUACAAAAUUGAUGUUAGGUGUUUGAUGCAGAAACGUUGUCUGCUCUUUUAAAUUCUAUUUAAAGAGUCAAAGAGAGCCUGCCAGGCGGCGGGCGUGUAAUGUUAGUAUGCAUGACUAAUGUAAGAAAUCGUUAUUCUACUAAUAUUCACUUGUGAUUGUGUGACAAGCGUGUUUACAGAUUAUUUGGUUACACUUGGAUUUACAGGGCAUAAACAAUUCUAGACGUUACUCCGUACUUCAAUAGUGGUUCCACGGGAUUGGUAGCCGGGGUGACCGUGGAGCCCCCGCCGCGGCCUGGCUCGCCGGCCCCGCCGCGGCCUGGCUCGCCGGCACCACCGCGGCCUGGCUCGCCGGCACCGCCACGGCCUGGCUCGCCGGCACCGCCGCGGCCUGGCUCGCCGGCCCGGGGCUCUCAGUUGGGUUUGCAACGGGGUUCAGAACGCGCAUGUAGUUUUCCUCCCACUCGCAUGGCACCGGCCGUGUACUUACAGUGUAGUUACAGAGUAAUUACAUGGUUCUUUUCGCAAUGUAAAAUAAGGUGUUUCUGAUUAUUUUCGAUGUAGAGGAGCCCCACCGCCCCGUGCUUUUGGUAGAGUUUGAACUUCUCCAUACACAGAGCUCUGCAGAACGCAAAUUGAGAACUUGCAGUGAGUGAAUUGAGCGUUUUCUAAGGAUGCUGUUGGAAAGACUUGAUAAUUCACCCCUUUUGUUGUUGAAGAAUUAAAACCUUCUGUUAAAAGGUGAUUUAAAACUUGAAUGUGAUGAAUUGUGGCAAGUUGACUUCAAGUUAUGUGCAAUACCUAUUUCAGACUUCUGGAAGAUCUUUGCAGUGUAAUUCUUUGUUUUUAAUUGAAGACAUUUAAAAAUGUCAUUUUCUACUGUUCUAGUAAAUCCUCUUUCUUGCUGGUGUUUCUAAAGAAAAGAAUCAGAAAUCAAUCUUUCUACUAAUGUAAAUUUGAGAUUAUUUUUAAAAAAAAAGUGGAAUAAAAGGUUUGGGUCAUUUGCUUUAUUUUAUUAUCUUAUUUUAAAGCUACUGUGAUAGCAUUGUAAGAAUUGGGACAAUAUUGUAUUCAACUGUUUUAUUUUUUAUAUUUUAAAAUUUUAAAGUAUAAUUAGUUUUUAUAAUUUUCAUCAGAUUUUUUUGUUAUAUUUUUUGGAAGUGAAACUUUUAGCAAGUGGGUGUCUAGUUUUUACUAAUCCCUAAUAUGUUUUUCCCCCGAUGUAUUGCUCAUAUUAUCAGAAGGAAGAGUUAUUUAAGUAUGUCAGUUAAUUGUACUACUUGGCUGAAUUUCCAUAUAGUUUUUACUGUGUAUGGGGAGGUUGUAGUAUUUAUUAUAGCAUUUUAAAUAAGGGUAAUUCAUUUUUUAUUAAAGUCAUUUUCACGUUUAAGUUCAUAUUUUUGUAUGUUCUACUCUUAAGUUAUAUAACACAAGUUACUUUUUUUAAAGAGUUCAUUUGUUGAAGUGCUAGUGGAAAUUAAUGUUAUUAAAUAGUUUGCAAAUGACUAUUUAUACCAGUAUGCAUAUAAUUUUUAAAUAUUUGUAAUGUGAGAUGUUGAAUGAAUAAAACUUUUAACUCAA
This is a messenger RNA of Columba livia (rock pigeon), 8216 nucleotides long. RefSeq names its product cytoplasmic polyadenylation element binding protein 4 (gene CPEB4). Gene Ontology annotation, molecular function: ribosome binding; mRNA 3'-UTR binding; translation factor activity, RNA binding. The record is from RefSeq and is a predicted model, not a curated record. Gene Ontology annotation, cellular component: nucleus; neuron projection; synapse. NCBI's taxonomy places the organism in Eukaryota, Metazoa, Chordata, Aves, Columbiformes, Columbidae. The transcript has 8 exons. Bases 1859 to 3970 code for a protein of 703 amino acids. Gene Ontology annotation, biological process: negative regulation of cytoplasmic translation.